Messenger RNA from Mercenaria mercenaria, 3173 nucleotides. Its product is annotated as stress-induced-phosphoprotein 1-like. The record is from RefSeq and is a predicted model, not a curated record. The transcript has 8 exons. Lineage: Eukaryota; Metazoa; Mollusca; Bivalvia; Venerida; Veneridae. The coding region runs from base 219 to 1019 and encodes 266 amino acids. Gene Ontology annotation, molecular function: Hsp90 protein binding.
CCAAGUGAAGCUCGAAUCCACAUGGAUGAGGGCCACGGGCAAGUGAUUUUGAAGUCAGCAACCUCAACCACUCGGCCACGAAGAACUCUUGUACGAUUAGCAUAUGCAUCAGGACAUACACUGAUGAUGAAAAAAGUUAUACAAGGGCGUAGUAGUUGGGGCUGGUGUGAGGGAGGACAAGUGUUCCACACCCUGUGGAAAUUUAGAGACAUCCGCAGAUGUGUUCAGCCUUGGAAAAGCAAAUCGAGUCGAAUUCAACAUUGCAGAUCCAGGCAGAAGAGUUACGCCAGCAAGGCAAUGAUUGUGUAAAGGGAGGUAAUUACAAUGAAGCUGUCAUACACUACAGUCAUGCCUUGAAACAGGAUCCUAACAAUCAUUUCAUCUACAGUAACAGAUCACUGACCUUUCUCAAACUCCAGCAAUACUAUCUCGCUGAGCAAGAUGCAAUACAAACUAUAAAGUUACAACCAAAAUGGCCUAAGGGCUACUUCCGGAAGGGUGAGGUUGAGUUCCAAGUUGGUCACUACAGUUCAGCACUUUUGUCCUAUGGGCAAGCACUAUUAUUGGAUCCCAGCAAUAAAGAAGUACAACAGGCAGUGUCAAGAACAAAUGACAAACUGGUCGUACUGAGAAAAAAAAAGGGGAGGGAACCAUGGUUGUUCUGUGGUGUUGGAGCUAUGAUAGGGUUACUGAUAGUUCUUGCUGAUAAGUUUCUUACAGAUAAACCUUCAAUACAGAAUAUUAUCAUUCAGUGUUUGAUGGUGAUGACAUUUUCUAGUCUAGGAUAUGGUGCCUUACGAAUAUACAGGUAUAUAAGUGACUCGCAAACAAGAUCUUUGCUUGAACCACCUGUUGAUCUGCUAAACGAAAUGGGAACAAGUGCAAACAAUGAUUUACCAGAAGAAGCAGACACUGGGGACAGUAAACAUACAUCUAACAAUAAACAGACAGAGAGUAAACCCCACAGGAAAGGUGGAGUCAGUGCUGCCCGACAACGGUACAAAAAGGGAAAAACCUGAUACAUCACUGAUGUUGGAACAAGCUCGGGAUUUUUAAAUAAUACUGUUAUGGCUAAAAGCCAGUAUGAAAUUUAUGGGAUCAUUGAAUUGCCCUUUUAAAUGUGCAGUAGUGAAGGAACAUAUUUCUUAUGGUGCAACUGUUGAGGGUUCAGUUUCUCAAAGUAAAGAACUAUGAAAGUGUUGUGUUGGGGCUGAUCCCUGGUCAGAUAGACAUACAUAUAGCAGGGGAAUACAUCUUGACUGUGUUUUUCUAUAAGAUUUGUACAGUUUAUGGCUUAUGGGCCAUUUGUGUCAUGCAGACUUGACGUUUUGUUUGCAUAUUUUAUUUUAAGAAAAUUGAAAAUUGUUUUUAAUAAGAAAUUAUAAAGUGUCUGCAUCAAAUCAUCUGGCAAAUUGAACUACCUUUUAUUGCUAGUUGAUAUGAUAGUUCCAAACUUACAUAGUAAAGUUAUUUAUGGUAUUAUUUGAUUCAGGUGAAAACUGUCCUAAAUAUAGCUAAAACAUCUUUACUAUUGGGUUCCAUCCUUUUUCUAGCAUAUAAGUUGUACAAAUGGAAAGUCUGCAUUUCUUUUUGAACGUCCCUCAUAUUGCAGAUAGUUUAUGUAUACUGACAGGUUAAUGUUUAUUAGACUAUAAAAUAUUCACCAGUUAAUUCCAAGUUUCAUCUUAAAGUAAAGCUUCUUUAUCAGUACAGGUUUUCACUUAACCUUGAGCCUACUGGCGGCAAGUGAUUAUGCCUUUGCGACCAGUGCAGACCAAGAUCAGCCUGCACAUCUGUGCAGUCUGAUCAUGAUCUCCACUGUUCGCUAUUCAGUCAGUAAAUUUUCAGUGAACACCCCUUCAUAUAAUAAAUGGGCUUGCCCAAAUUGAAUGAUGGACCAGUUCAUUUUAGAAAUUUAGCAGGAUAAAGGUUAAUAAAAUAGUUCUGUUAGCAGGAUCUAUGCUCAUUAAAUCUUAGCCCAGUACCAGAUUGUGCAGGUGUAACAAUGAAACUAUAAGUUAAAGUUCAUAAAAAUAUAUGUUUAAGACAGUGUUCAAGUUUGCUAUUACUAAAUCUUAGGUUGUGAGAGGUAAGUAUUUAACCCUUAUCAUGCUGGGCACGAAUGACUCUGCUUUUGCGACCAGUGUAGAUCAUGAUCUGCAGUGUUUGCCAUUCAGUCAAUAUUAUACGCCCGUUUGAAAAACGGGACGUAUUAUGGGAACGCCCCUGGCGGGCGGGCGGGCGGGCGGCGUCCACAGACCUUGUCCGGAGCAUAUCUUCUACAUGCAUGAAGGGAAUUUGAUGAAACUUGGCACAGUUGUUCACCAUCAUGAGAUGGAGUGUCAUGCGCAAGAACCAGGUCCCUAGGUCUAAGGUCAAGGUCACACUUAGAGGUCAAAGGUCAAAUUCAAGAAUGACUUUGUCCGGAGCAUAUCUUCUUCAUGCAUAGAGGGAUUUUGAUGAAAGUUGGCACAAUUGUUCAUCAUCAUGAGAAGGAGUGUCAUGCGCAAGAACCAGGUCCCUAGGUCUAAGGUGAAGGUCACACUUAGAGGUCAAAGGAUACAAGAAUGAAAACUUUGUCCGGAGCUUUUCUUCUUCAUGCAUAGAGGGAUUUUGAUAUAACUUGGCACAAAUGUUCACCACCAUGAGGCGGAGUGUCAUGCGCAAGAACCAGGUCUCUAGGUCUAAGGUCAAGGUCACACUUAGAGGUCAAAGGAUACAAGAAUGAAAACCUUGUCCGGAGCAUUUCUUCUUCAUGCAUAGAGGGAUUUUGAUAUAACUUGGCACAAAUGUUCACCAUCACGAGACGUAGUGUCAUGCGCAAGAACCAGGUCCCUAGGUCUAAGGUCAAGGUCACACUUAGAGGCCAAAGGUCAGAUACAAGAAUGACUUUGUCCGAAGCAUUUCUUCUUCAUGCAUGGAGGGAUUUUGAUGUAACUUGACACAAUUAUACAUCAUCAUGAGACGAAGUGUCAUGUGCAGUUCCCUUCUUUAGAAUUACUUCCCUUUGUUGUUACUAUAAAUAGCUUAUAUUGUAAGUUUUUCAUUACUAGUCGUAGGGAAAAAUCGAGACCACUUUUCUGUAGUACAACAUGCAUGCUACAUCCAAUUUUGAGGUGUAUUUUGACCAGUCUCUACCUGGUAAAGAUUUUUGUGAGGACUUACAUUUUUUU